Molecule: messenger RNA, 1392 nt
Organism: Pyrenophora tritici-repentis Pt-1C-BFP
Lineage: Eukaryota; Fungi; Ascomycota; Dothideomycetes; Pleosporales; Pleosporaceae
Source: RefSeq, a predicted model, not a curated record
AUGAGAAUGCAUGAAACUGGGGAAGACUGGCCUUGCAUUGUCCACGGAUGCAAUCGCAUCUUUGACCGUCAAAAAGAUUUUAUCAAACACCACCAGCGCUAUCAUGCUGGUCGGCCAUUACCAUCGUUGACCGACAUUGGCAUUACACUACUUCCAAGGAGAGUUUUCGGCUGUGGUUUCGACAAAUGCAAAGAAGUUAGCAUUGGAUGGGAUGAGAGAUGUGACCACGUAGCAAAACACAUGAAGAAUGGCGCGACUAUGGAUCAGUGGAAGUACUCUAAUGUGAUCCGGAAUUUAAUACGACAGGAGGCUCUUCACGAUACUUGGAAGGAGCUGAUAGGUUGCUUAGAUGAACGGCUGCGAGAAAGCCGGUCGCAAAUUAGUUGGUGUCCUGACAACUCGAGGAUCCUCCGACAAAAGCUCCAAUGCUGUGACCUUCGACCGAGUCGGGAAGAAGUCCUGAUCACUGCCUUGAGCCUACGCGCCGAUAUACCGUUAGACCCUAUGCACCAGCAGCUACCCCCUGGUUUCGUCACACCUUCAAGGGACUCCGUUCCGCACGUGGAGAAGCUCUCGCGCGAGCAGCGAAUGCACAUUCUCAUCGGCAACUCCAACCCACACCUCUCACGUGCGCGGCUUGCAGCUGUCAAUGCAGCUUUGCUGCAGGUCAGCAGUUCUUUAUCGCAUGUACCUGAUUACGAUUGCGGAUCCUCGCCAUUUGUGGAGCCCCAGACACCCGCCGUUGAUACAACAAGCCAUCGCAUUAGCUACAUGGAUGUGGACCCUGGUGACUUUCUGGAUGUAGCGCAACCAGCUAUUCCAGAUCUACCACCCGUCAUGACCACAGCCCCCAUGCACGCAUCACACCCCCACACGCCAAUCAUGGAUCACGACCAACAACAGCACAUGUACCACAGUGAAUACAUGGAGCAGAUCAAGCCUCCGCCAAAUCCCCUCGAAUCACUAUAUCCAAAUUACUUUGGCGCCCCGCCUCAGUUCGAAGAAUCGCCAUACUACGACCGGCCGUCAUUUGGCCAGAUGAUAUCAAAACCACUUUCCAAAAUCGGGAAUCGAAUAAGCAGUUCAAGAGGCAGUUCUGCUCAUUCCAGGCCACAGUCAAGUAUGAGUCAAGGCGGAUCGGAAAUUAACCCCGACUUUUCCGUCCCUGGAAUGAACGGUAGCAUGCGUCACCCUCAUCAACAACAACAACAACAACAACAACAACAACAACAACAACAACAACAACAACAGCAGCAGCAGUCUCAUCAACACAUUCCACAACAUCACCCUCAUCUUCAACAACACGUCAUGCCUCAACAACCACAAUCCUACCGCGAUACCACGACAUCGCAAAUGCACGAUCAUCUCCACAUGUACGCGACGCAUAGCUGA